Messenger RNA from Prosopis cineraria, 1239 nucleotides. RefSeq names its product glutelin type-A 2-like. The transcript has 3 exons. Bases 40 to 1128 code for a protein of 362 amino acids. Gene Ontology annotation, molecular function: nutrient reservoir activity. The record is from RefSeq and is a predicted model, not a curated record. NCBI's taxonomy places the organism in Eukaryota, Viridiplantae, Streptophyta, Magnoliopsida, Fabales, Fabaceae.
UGAUCUUCAAUCACUUGAGCAAGGAGCAAACGAAAGCAAAUGGAGAUGGAUUUGACACCCAAGAAGGCACAAGUCAUGUUUGAAGGAGAUGGUGGAUCUUACUACUUGUGGUCAAAUUCUCAAGUGCCUCUUCUGGCUAACAAUAAUGUUGCUGCUUGUUUGCUUAAGCUUCAACCUCAAGGCUUUGCUCUUCCUCACUAUGCAGAUUCUCCUAAAAUUGGCUGUGUUCUUCAAGGGACUGAUGGCAUAGUUGGGAUAGUGGUCCCAAACACAAGAAAAGAGGUCGUUUUGAAGCUGAAGAAAGGAGAUGUAGUACCAUUACCUAUAGGAGGGGUCUCAUGGUGGUUCAACAAUGGAGAAUCUGAACUCAUCAUAGUGUUUAUGGGUGAAACAUCUCAAGCUCAUGUUCCAGGCCAAUUCACCUACUUCUUUUUAUCUGGAGCUCAAGGAAUUAUGGGAGGCUUUUCCUCUGAGGUCAUAACCAAAGCUUUCAAUUUGACCACAAAAGAAGCAAACAAACUCACAAAGAGCCAACAAGAAGCUUUGAUCCUUAAGCUUCAAAAAGGCCAAGAUAUAUUGCCCAUCCCUCACAUGGACAAGACCAUGGAGAUGGUGUACAACAUUGAUGCUGCAAAACCAGACCACAUGGCCAAAAAUGGAGGGUUGGUCACAACUUUGACUGAGUCAGAGUUUCCUUUUAUUGGAGAAGUUGGGUUUAGUGUGAUCAAAGUGAAGCUUGAGCCUAAUGCUAUUAAGUCACCACUGUAUCUAACCAACCCUGCAGUUCAAUUGAUUUAUGUUGCUAGCGGAAGUGGGAAAUUUGAGAUUGUAGGGUUUGAUGGCAAAAUGUUGUUGGAUUCUCAUGUUGAAGCUGGUCAAUUGCUUGUUGUGCCUAAGUUUUUUGUGGUUGCACAGAUUGCUGGUGAAGAUGGAAUGGAGUGCUAUUCUAUCCUCAGAACAAAAAAGCCUGUGUUUGAAGAGCUAGCUGGGAAGUCAUCAAUAUGGGAGGCCAUAUCUCCACAAGUGCAAAAAGUGGCUCUUAAUGUGGCUGAUCCAGAUUUUGAGAAGCCUUUCUUGUUCAACAACAACAAUUCCACAAAUCUCAUUCCUCCAGCCAAUUGCAAUUGAUUUGUAGUUUUCAUCUUCUCUUCAGAUUAAUUAUUCACGUCAUAUAUGUUAUUAGUUUAUAUAAUUUGUGUUUUCACACAUGUUAACUCCCUACAUGUGUUGAUCCAUAUU